This is a messenger RNA of Durio zibethinus, 1990 nucleotides long. Its product is annotated as CBL-interacting serine/threonine-protein kinase 6-like. Gene Ontology annotation, molecular function: ATP binding; protein serine/threonine kinase activity. Gene Ontology annotation, biological process: protein phosphorylation; signal transduction. NCBI's taxonomy places the organism in Eukaryota, Viridiplantae, Streptophyta, Magnoliopsida, Malvales, Malvaceae. The record is from RefSeq and is a predicted model, not a curated record.
CGUUGAUCCAAGAAAAAGAGAACGGCAAAGCUUCUCUCUCCUGGCAGUAGAGAUAGAGCAAAGCUUCUUCAUUUAAAUAAAAAAAUAUUUCUUUUUUGGAAAAAAAAAAAAAAGAAAAGGAAAAAAUCCCUGUAGGGAAUGCAGAGAGAUGAGAAGGUCAUCGGUGACGAGGCCUGAGCUGUGUGGACACGGUAAGCGGUCCAUCGGCGGCAGGAAUUGCCACCGUAAACACGUCGAAGACGGGUGAUUCAUUCCCGUGCACUGUAACAAACAAAAAGUGAAAAAUCUAUGCCUUUAAUCUUCUGUUUCUUUAUGUUAUCUCUUCUAUUGUAUAUACAAUAAUUCAGAUCAGAGCUUCUUUCUGUGUUGUGUUUCUCGAGCUGAUAAGAAAAAAUGGCGGAGAAAACUAAAAAUGAACACCCUGCUUUGCUUCAUGGAAAGUACGAGCUUGGUCGUAUGUUGGGUCAUGGAACCUUCGCCAAAGUCUACCAUGCACGGAAUCUUCAGACAGGGAAGGGUGUUGCCAUGAAAGUUGUUGGCAAAGAGAAGGUGAUUAAAGUUGGGAUGAUGGAGCAGAUCAAGCGGGAGAUUUCCGUUAUGAAGAUGGUGAAACACCCCAAUAUAGUUGAGUUGCACGAAGUCAUGGCAAGUAAGUCGAAGAUUUAUUUUGCUAUGGAACUUGUCCGUGGUGGAGAACUCUUCUCAAAAAUUUCCAAGGGUCGGCUCAAGGAAGACUUGGCAAGAGUUUUUUUUCAACAGUUAGUUUCUGCUAUCGAUUUCUGUCAUAGUCGUGGGGUUUACCACCGUGAUUUGAAGCCGGAGAAUUUGCUCUUAGAUGAAGAUGGAAACUUGAAGGUUACAGAUUUUGGACUCAGUGCUUUCUCAGAACACUUGAAACAAGAUGGGUUAUUGCACACAACUUGUGGAACACCGGCUUAUGUGGCUCCUGAAGUUAUUGGGAAGAAAGGAUAUGACGGAGCUAAGGCAGAUAUUUGGUCUUGUGGGGUAAUUCUUUAUGUUCUUCUUGCUGGGUUCUUACCCUUUCAAGAUGAUAACUUGGUAGCCAUGUAUAGGAAGAUUUAUAGAGGAGAUUUCAAGUGUCCACCAUGGUUUUCCCCUGAAGCUCGUAGAUUAAUCACUAAGCUUUUAGAUCCCAACCCAAGUACCCGAAUCACUAUCUCAAAGGUCAUGGACUCGUCUUGGUUCAAGAAAUCUAUGCCUAAGACCGUUAGAACCAAGGAAGAGUUAGAAUUUGAAGCGUUCAAUGUUGACAAAUCAUCCAAGCCUGAGACUUUGAACGCCUUCCAUAUCAUUUCUCUGUCUGAGGGCUUUGAUUUAUCGCCUUUGUUUGAAGAGAAGAAGAGAGAAGAGAAGGAGGAGCUUAGAUUCGCUACAACAAGGCCAGCAAGCAGUGUAAUAUCAAGACUGGAGGAGGUGGCCAAGUCGGUGAAGUUCAGCGUCAAGAAGAGCGAGUCAAGUGUGAGGUUGCAGGGGCAGGAAUGUGGAAGGAAAGGGAAAUUAGGGAUUGCUGCUGACAUAUUUGCAGUGACGCCGUCGUUUCUGGUGGUCGAAGUUAAAAAAGACCAUGGUGAUACCCUUGAGUACAACCAGUUUUGCAGUAAAGAACUCCGACCGGCGCUUAAGGACAUCGUCUGGACGUCGCCCGCCGAUAACUCGACACUUGCUUGAUUUAUCUAAAAAAAACCUAGGAGGUGGGAAGUUUCAAGACCUAUCUGUUCUAGACAUUGUUUGAUGAUGAUGUUAUUGUUUUUGUUGUGAUUGUUUUGAUGGAAAUUAAUAACAGAGGAUGUUCUGUUAUUGUUCUGUUCCUUUCAGUUCUUGAUUAUCUUUUGUCAUGUCUUUGUGGGCUUGGUCCGUUGUGAUAUGGUCACUUGGAAUCAUGUGUGAAUCAUUCGAUAACUUUAUCGUUGUCGAUCCAUUUUAUGCCGUAGUUUUCAUGUUUGUAUAUGCAAGUGGGCUGCUUCAGUUA